UGGUGUGACCUGCUAGAAGAGGAGUGUGUUGUUUUGCUACCAAGCUUACUCGUAUUAAGCAUUGCUUGUUUGGUGUUUUGUGCUUUAAGUUGUGUGUGGUUAGAAUGUGUACAAGAAGGCAUGCAAUGCAAUGCACUGCAGUUUUAGCCAACUUGAUAUUUUAUUAUGGGAAUAAACAAAAAAGGUGGGCCUGGGAAUCAGUGGAGAGAGUGGGAGGAAGAGAAUAGAAUAGGUUAGAACUUGGAAGCCUCAGAGUAUGGAUAACUAGCUUGGGGAGACAAAGAGGCCAUAUAUGCCCCUAUUGCUAAACAACAAAAAAGUGGGGGGAGGAGGAAUCAGCAACUAUCAGAAAAAACAGGUGUUGGCUGGCUGCUAGUGUUGCUGUGUCUAUGUGUGGUGGUUAGUUCCCGCGAUGGAGGGUGUGGCUGAUACACACACCGUUAUCACGUUAUCUUCCCCAGUUGCUUUCUCUACCUCAUGUUGAUCGAUCUUUGUUCCACGAUUCCCUCUCUCCUUUUGUUUUCACAUUGGGUAGAUUAGGGUUUUACUUUUACAUCCUGAUUAUUGUUGUAGUUUACCUUUGUAAUUAGUCAAUUAUGUUGUGCUAAUUUACACGGUUGCUUUUUCGUGAUUCUGUUUAUCUGCAUCUUCUUUUCUUCUUUGCUUUUGUUUCCACCUUAUUAGGAAAUGAGCUACUGAGGCCUUUAGACCCCAUUCAACUUUUUUGAACGUAUCACCACCAGUCCACUACCAUGUUGGGGAGAUGUGAUUGGGUUUGAACUAACACCAGUAUGAUUUAUGUGUCACAAACAUCACCUUUUUUUUGUGGACAAUUUUCAUGUCGAUAUAACGUAACGUCUACUAGGAUUUGUGACAGGCCCGCGGCACAAGUCUGAUAUUGGAAGGUGAAGUACGUGCCUACGAUACACUAGUCUUGAUUUCACGAUGCAUUCACCUCAGGUCAGGUGGUAAACGGUUAAAAAUUCUGAAGAGCAGAAACAGGUUGCAUGUCGUUGUAGUAUUUGUAUUUUGUGUAUAUGGUUGGAUUGAUGGUAGCCGCAGGAGACCAAUCGCGGGUAAAUUCUUAUCCCAAGUGAGAGAUCUUGCUUGCCAAGGGGAGGGAGAGAGUAGGCCCCACUUUUGUUGGAUUAGUGUAGUAGAAGGCUUGUGGUUCUUUCUUCCCUUUCCUUUCCUUUUUACAUAUAGAAAAGAAAUCCCCAACUUCCAUCUCCUCCGUUCUCUACCGUUUGGCCUUGUUUAAAUAUAUCACUCUUUGUCUUGUGUAUUGCUUGCCCCUCGCCAAAACACGCACAUCGGUCGCCGGAGAAUUCCCGGGCGAUAGGUACGCCGCCGUUCUUCCCACUCUUCUAUCUAACUUAAUGUUGUGCAUGUCACUUGCUGUGUUGGCUGUGUGCUUUUUCUGCUCCUCGUCGUCGUCGGCCUUACUCCGUCAUGUUUCCAUGUACCGUCGAUCGUAAAACUUUUUUUUUUUUCUUCUUCCUGUUAUGGAACCAUACACGUAUUGUUGUUGAUCCUUUUGUUUCGCUAAAGCCGAUCGUCUAUUUUCCUCCAUGAUUCUUCUUUGUACAAACAAGGACCGAGCGGAAAGAUAUAUUAUUAUCAUCGGACAUAUUUGGACUCGAGAGGAGAGCAGGCUUUUUGACUUGUUCAUUUUGUGAUCUCCAUAAUACCAACCGCUUCCUACAUAUAAUCUAGCAUUAUCAGAACCAAGUGUUACAUUUUUCACUGGAAGUUGAAAAAAAAAAAGAAAAAAUCUAAGAGCCACAACUUAAAUAUAUAACUUCCACAGCGAAAAGGAUGAAAUACUUAAUUCAUCAAAAGUUGAGAUUGGUUUUCUGGGGGAUGAAAUAUGGAUAUUUUACGUAUAGAUGAAGCUUAAUAAUAUUCUAUCUAUUAAUCAUAUUUUCCUAACAUCGCCCACGUCAGAAAAUGUUUGUGAAUUGGAUGUCACGACUCACGUGGCUGGCUUAUCAAGUUUCAUAGAUUACUACGAGUUCUUAGUGGCUAGCGUUUUUGUUUCUUCUUUCUGGACGCAGUUCCUGAAACGUCAGAGUCAUAGGCUGAUAUUGCUUACUCGUGAUUUUUCUUUUUUGUUAAUGAAUGGUGACGGAGGGAGAUCUUCCAUAAUAAGUAGUUACUGCGGUUUUACGUAAACUCUGGAUCCUGUCAACUUCAAACCCAAAAAAGAGAAGAAGAAGCAAAGAACUUUUUGCUCUGAUGGUUUUGUUGUCAUUUCUGUGGUGAUUGUUCCCCACUUCAGAUUAUCAUUUCACAGAUCGCUUCUUUCCACUGCAUCAAGUGUACUGAUUUCGCUGCUCAUUUUGGCAGGGCCGGAAGGAGAGUGAGCCCUGAAAGACAUUAAUUACUCUGUGAAAAACAUGGAUUACACAUAUGCACCCGGCAGGAACCACCUGUUCGUCCCCGGUCCGGUCAACAUCCCGGAGCCGGUCCUUCGCGCCAUGAACCGAAACAACGAGGAUUACCGCUCCCCUGCCGUCCCUGCUCUCACCAAGACACUCCUCGAGGACGUCAAGAAGAUCUUCAAGACCACUACCGGCACUCCCUUCCUCUUCCCCACCACCGGUACGGGGGCAUGGGAGAGUGCUCUCACCAACACGCUGUCGCCAGGGGACAAGACGAUUUCGUUCCUGAUUGGCCAGUUCAGCCUGCUGUGGGUUGAUCAGCAGAAGCGCCUGGGCUUCGAUGUUGAUGUUGUGGAGAGCGAUUGGGGUGAAGGUGCCAAGCUCGAUGUCCUCGCAGCUAAGCUUGCUGCUGACCCUUCGCAUACCAUCAAGGCGAUUUGCAUCGUUCACAAUGAGACCGCCACUGGUGUCACCAACAACUUGGCCAAGGUCAGAAAGAUUCUCGAUGAUUACCGCCACCCGGCUCUGCUCCUGGUGGAUGGAGUGUCUUCAAUCUGUGCACUUGAUUUCCGUAUGGAUGAGUGGGGAGUGGAUGUGGCACUGACUGGCUCUCAGAAGGCUCUUUCCCUUCCAACUGGGUUGGGAAUUGUGUGUGCUAGCCCGAAAGCUCUCGAGGCUGCAAAGACUGCUAAAUCUUACAGGGUGUUCUUCGACUGGAGUGACUACUUGAAGUUCUACAAGAUAGGGACCUACUGGCCAUACACACCUUCCAUCCAGCUGCUGUAUGGGCUCAGAGCUGCUCUGGACCUUCUCUUCGAGGAAGGGCUCGACAAUGUCAUUGCCAGGCACGCCCGCUUGGGCAAAGCCACUAGGCUCGCGGUGGAGGCAUGGGGGUUGAAGAACUGCACCCAGAAGGAGGAGUGGGUGAGUGACACAGUGACUGCUGUGAUGGUUCCUCCAUACAUUGACAGUGCAGAGAUAGUUAGGAGGGCAUGGAAAAGAUACAACCUCAGCUUAGGCUUGGGCCUUAACAAGGUUGCUGGCAAGGUCUUCAGAAUAGGCCAUCUGGGCAACUUGAAUGAGCUGCAACUUCUGGGGUGCCUAGCUGGAGUGGAGAUGAUACUGAAGGAUGUCGGGUACCCGGUGAAGCUUGGGAGCGGAGUUGCAGCAGCAAGUGCUUACCUGCAGAACGCCAUUCCCCUCAUUCCUUCCAGGAUUUGAUUCAAUAUGAAGUAUGAACUACACAAAAAGGGACUACAAAAAGCCUGGCCUUGUAAUUACAGUCCGUUCUGUUUCUCAUUCAGUUCAGUGCUGGUUCAAAGUAUGCGGAACACUGUUGUACAAUAUGCUGUUGUAUUAUACAUUUGCUGCUUAUGAUGCUGCUACCUCCUUCUGCAAGGCUUCUUCUUACAUGAGCAUGAAUUUGAAUGAAGCCCUGAUCAUUGUUUAUGUUGAAAUGCAAUCAAGUCCAGUCAGCUUUUUGCAUCUUUGAAAGGAAGAUAAAGGAGAUGAAAAGGUUUAAAUUUGUUUUUCAAAAGAGAGUUUUCCAUACUGUUGACCUUUUUCGAAAGAAAGAUAUAUUCUCAAUUUGUUGUGGUCACAAAGACUGAUAAUCCCUGACAAGAUGUGAUGUCACAAGUUGGAAAUUUAGUAAUUUACCAUCCAACAUUGACCUUUAGGGUGCUUGUUCAAGUAGUCUAAUUAACUACAACCUUUUUUUGUGGAUAAAAAAAACAACCACAGUAAUUUUUCAUCGAGUCGAACCCAUUUUUAAUUGAGGGAAUAAUACCUUCAAUGUCUUGUUCGAUGUUGAUGACAGUUCUGACAUAUACCUUUUCGUUAACAUGAAAGUAUUUUGAAAAUUCUUUCCUAAUUAUAUCCGAUCGGAAAUAAGUGUCAAAACUCAAAACAUGUAAACAAAAAUCACAAGAGAAAGCCCAAGAAGAAGAAGAAAAAUCAAUGAACAAAGCCUGUAGAAGCCGGCAUCUCCAUGUCUGGAGUCAGUUAGACAAAAGCUACAGUGUCAAACACCUUCUGACAAAUCGUAUCUGGGUAAUGUCAAAAAUAAAUAAAACGCUUAGCGAAAGUAACUCCGACCCCUUAAAUAUUUCGGACCCCAACCGACCUCUCGUCGGACCCCAUCUUCAACCUCUACACGGUUGAAUGAGACUUAGGUUGUGGCUAAUAUGCAGCACACCAGCCAAAUUCCAAUUGUUACACCUUCCAAAGACCUUUUUGUACAUAUAGAACUAAGCCACUAGCUUAGCUGCUUGCUGUCAUGGUAAUGUCAAAUGUGGAACAUAGGGACGUUUAACUACUUCAUCCUCUUCUUCUCCCAGACAGUAAACAAAAGAAAUUACAGUCCAAAUCAGGACACAUCAUAAAACAGAGAGAGAGAUAGGUAAGAUUUGCGGCGUCGGAAGAUUGUUUUUUUGAUAAAACUGGUUAUCCAUAUUUCACCAACGUCCAAACCACCCAUUAAUGUUUUUGUUAAUCUUUUACUUAGAGGGAUAAUUAGGUUUGAUAAAUAUCAUUAGUGAAAACCUCAUUAACUUGCUAGCAGCUAGAGGGUGGGCAAGUGUUCAGUUGUACGUCAUAUACCGGAUGAGGUCGAUAUUGAAACCGAAUCAAAUGGAAUUUAAUAAAAAUAUUAUUCCGUUUUGAAUUAAACCAAACCCACCUUUGGUCUAUAACCGAUUUUGGUUCAAUUUUAAACCGGGUCGAAUCAUGUCAAUCCCUUUGCCACGUCGUAUGGUUGGUGGCUGAUCUACCGGCGGCAACCAUCAGCUUACCACUUGCCAGAUAAGAAUUCCGUACACGUCAUAACUAGUAGUCAUCAACUUGCCAGCAAAGUCAGCGCCACCUCAUCCGAUCAAAGUGGAAAAGUAAUUAAAAACAAUAUCCUCCAAUUCUCUCGGACUUGGCCGGAAAAAAAAAUAUUUUAGGGCUGGCCGUCUGAAUUGGGCGGACGAGAAAAUGUAGAAACUAGAAACCUAAUACUAUUAUUAUUGUGAAUGUAACGAGGAUUACUUGAUACACGUUGUUUAGGCGGCGAUUUUGCAGAACCCCUUUCUUUAUUAAAAUAUGAUUUUGAUC
Molecule: messenger RNA, 5480 nt
Organism: Linum trigynum
Lineage: Eukaryota; Viridiplantae; Streptophyta; Magnoliopsida; Malpighiales; Linaceae
Source: the annotation of a GenBank genome assembly